AUGUCCCACCUCGAAGUUCUCAAGAAGCCCGUCGUGUUCUCCAACGGCGUCUCUGCGCCCAAUGCCACCCUCAAGAGUGCCAUGACCGAGCGUCUGUGCACGUGGUCCGAUGACGACUUCAAGAAGCGCGGCUGGCCUACGCCUGAGUACAUCCAGCUGUACAAGACGUGGGGCGAGGGCGAGAUCGGCACGAUCGUCCUCGGCAACAUCCCCUGCGAUGCACGAUACCCCGAAGCCAAGAAGAAUGCCUGCAUCGACCCCGAGAUCGCCUCGCACGACGAGUACGUCAAGGCGUACAAGCCUGUCAUCGAUGCUGCUAAGGCGCACGGCUCGCUCGUCAUCGCUCAGGUGACCCACGCCGGCCGACAGACCUCGGAGGAAGUCACUCCCACGCCCGUCUCGUCGUCCGAUGUGCAGUGCCCUCCCGGCAUGGGCAUGACGUUCGGCAAGCCUCGUCCUUUGACUGUCGACGAGAUUCACGACAUUGCGCGCCGCUUCGGGUUCGCUGCCAAGGUGCUCUACGAGGCCAAGUGCAACGGUAUCGAGCUGCAUGCCGCGCACGGCUACCUACUCUCCCAAUUCCUCUCGCCACGUGUCAACAAGCGAACUGACCAGUACGGCGGUGACCUCGACGGUCGCUCGCGUAUCGUCUUCGAGAUCAUUGAGAGCAUCCGCAAGGCCGUCCCUGACCCCAAGUUCAUCGUCUCGAUCAAGAUCAACUCGGCCGACUUUGCCGAUGGCGGCUUCGACAGCGAAGAAUCAUUCAUCAUGUCCAAGCGUCUCGAAGCUGCAGGCGUCGACCUGAUCGAGCUGUCCGGUGGCACCUACGAAAGCAGCGGCUUCGAGCACAAGAAGCAGUCGACCGUUGCGCGCGAGUCGUUCUUCAUCGAGUUUGCCGAACGCAUCCGUCCCCACUUGACCACCGCCAAGCUCGCCGUCACCGGUGGCUUCCGCUCGUCCAAGGCGAUGGCCAAGGCGAUCGAGGAGAAGUCAUGUGACAUUGUCGGUCUCGCUCGCCCACUUUGCGGUGAGCCGUACCUGUGCAGAGACUUGCUGAGCGGCAAGCUGGAGAAGGCCAAGGAGUUCCACCCGGACUUGCCCCAGCAGAUCCAGAUUGGUGCUUGCGUCGUUCAGCUCAACCAGAUCGGCCAUGGCGCCACUCCCUGCGACACUUCCACCGCCGAAGGAGCCAAGUUUGCCACAGAUGCCGUAAUGAACCGCCAGGAGCCUGAGCAUGGUGGCGAGAAGGACCAGCAGAAGUAG
Molecule: messenger RNA, 1263 nt
Organism: Sporisorium graminicola
Lineage: Eukaryota; Fungi; Basidiomycota; Ustilaginomycetes; Ustilaginales; Ustilaginaceae
Exons: 1
Coding region: 1-1263 (420 amino acids)
Molecular function (GO): FMN binding; oxidoreductase activity
Source: RefSeq, a predicted model, not a curated record